AUGAUUAUUCCGGUGCGUUGUUUCACCUGCGGCAAGGUAACUGAGUCUCUUUCUUCGGCUUCUAGGGUUUUUCUUGAUGAAUCAAGUAUUUCCUGGACUUCGUCAAUUUCUGACGAAGUGGAUUCUGGGGUACUUUUGCAUGCUUGUGAUUCGGAAAGGCGCUCUGUUGUUUCAGGUUAUCGGGAACAAAUGGGACACCUAUCUGGAUCUCCUCCAAGCUGAUUAUACUGAAGGGUGAGAAUUUCGUUAUUUCGAAGCUAGAAUCUGUGGUUAUUCAUUAGGAAAUUUCGGAAAUCAGGGCUGGUUCAGGCAUUUGCUCUCGCGUGCGGUUCUUCGUUUCUAUUAUCUCAUCCUUUUGGAUUUACUCUUUCUGGCCAAAGGUAAGGAUUCUGUUCGUGUUUAAGUCUUUAGUGGUGAGUAUGUGGUGGAUACCAUCAGCUCUCUAGAAAGGAAGGAUGAAUGGAUGAAGGACACCUGUCUGCCUGCUUCUUCAGUGUUGAUCACUAAAUAAGAUGGAAAAUGCUGUAUCUCGGAACUGUAGGUGUUCCACAAGCCGAAUGCGCUUUCUGCAUCAGCUGAUGCUGAUUUAUGAUGUGUCUUGAUUGAAGCUUCGGCAGCAUGUCCACCUUCUGCACGUUCAAGUUCUUAGCCCUCUUCGUCACCAUUUGGUUGAGCUCUUCUCUGAAGCUGCCCUCUGCCAGCUCUGAAAAGUGUACUAUAAAAAUAUCCUUCCACAACUGCGUAAGACAGUCUGUCAUAAUCAUCAGACACUUUCAUUGGAAAAAAAAUUCUCAUUGUUUACGGAUAAGAGAGAGCUUUAUUCUCUGGGCUUGAGGACUUUUGAUGGAAAAAGUUUCUAAAAGUCGGCUCUAAUCAUAAUCCGGCCUAAUACCUGAGGAAAACUCUGCACUGGGCAUGAAACGAUUCCUAAGAAUGUUGAUUGGAAAAAUUCUUGCGAAGUUCAAUGAACAUAACAUGUCUACAUUGACUAAUCAGCAGCUGUUUUAACUGAGGUAUUUAUUACAGCUCUUGUACGUGAUCGUUAGAACUAAUCUUCUCCACACUUGAUCCUCACUCCUGCAUUGUUGGUCCUUAAAAAAUAUUUCAUGUGUAGGUCAGACUGGAUCUUCGGUUCUCUGAAAGGUUUUUCCCUGGUCCAUUCGGUAGACUCGUUGGUACUUCUCAUGGAAGUGUUACUGAUCCUAGAAAAAAAUAGGACAUUGAUUGGCAAUUGCAUAUUUUCCCAGAUUCCAAUUAUUCAGCAUAUUUGAAGGCUUGACAUUCUGUUUCUGAGGGGAAUUGAGAUACAAGGCACACCUGGUUUUAUAUCCUAACUAUGAGAGCUUAAAUAUUUCUAUGUUCUCACCUACUGGAUUCGAUCCAAACUUUUGAUGUUUAUCGACUUAUGUAAAUAAUUUAUGUAUAGAUGUGGGCAGCUGGCAGAGGAUACAAUUAUGGGAAGUGAUAUAUUUUCUGCAUAUGAAUUGUUCUCGAAUGAUUGUAAAUGAGUUACUUCUCUUUUGUGAUCUAGUCCAUGUGUUGAAAGCAUCUCUCUCUCUCUCUCUCUUGCUCUAGCUAAUUUCCUGGCACGUGGAUCCUAAGUGAAUCUUAAAAUCUCUAUCCAACCAGUUCAUCUGUGAAUGUGCUCGUUUUAUUGUCUAAGGCGAAGCAUCUUAAUUUGUAUUUUCCUUUCUACCAUCUAUGAUGAAAGUUGUAGAACAAAUGUGAUGUGCAGUACCGAUACGAUCUCCAUUUUAGGCAUGAAUAAAUCCUAGAGAGGGAAGUAGAGUACGCAUCUAACUGACAUUUUGACCACCGGGUCUUUCAGUUUUUGACUGUAUAUCAGUUUCGGCUGGUUUUGCAAUACAUAAACUGUACUAAUCUCUGUCCUUCACACGAGAGAUUUUUUUGGUUUUGUGCAGCCAUUUAUUCAAUUUCUGAUGCAAGGAUUCUAUUUAUCAGAAAAUAUUGCAAAUUUUGGUUGUUGGUUCUACCAGGAAAAAAAUAUACAUAACCUCCGCUGCAAAUUUUUUUAGAAACGCAUUUUGAUGCUGGGUGUGGUUCCUGUUUUCUCAAUUCUCUACGAACUUAAUCCUAUUCAUUUUCUCUAUCACUUGCCCAUAACCUUUUCUGACAAAGUUGCUUGCUUUUCUCUAUCACAAUGAGACUUCCCCUCAAUCCGAUCUUCCCUCCACUCAUUCUUGCAACCUUCUUUUGAAAAUAAAUGCUCGUAACUUCUCAGGGAUGCACUGGACGCACUAAGCCUGGUUCGGUACUGCUGCCGAAGAAUGCUCAUGACCCAUGUAGAUCUCAUUGAGAAACUCCUCAAUUACAACAGUAAGUUCCCCCGCUCACACCUCCCUGAGAUUCGCCUCCUGACCUGCUCUUGUCCUUCUUUGUGGAAUAAUUCUCUCCCCUGCGCUAUUUUCUCAGCUCUCGAGAAGAAUGAUGCUAGCUGA
This is a messenger RNA of Spirodela intermedia, 2459 nucleotides long. NCBI's taxonomy places the organism in Eukaryota, Viridiplantae, Streptophyta, Magnoliopsida, Alismatales, Araceae. The record is from the annotation of a GenBank genome assembly.